Molecule: messenger RNA, 690 nt
Organism: Hyaloscypha bicolor E
Lineage: Eukaryota; Fungi; Ascomycota; Leotiomycetes; Helotiales; Hyaloscyphaceae
Exons: 2
Coding region: 1-690 (229 amino acids)
Molecular function (GO): protein binding
Source: RefSeq, a predicted model, not a curated record
AUGGCCUCGACAAGUUUGACAGCAAUUGGCGAAGAGCCUUCCAUCUAUGAUUUGAUCUCCACUAGCGACCAAAUGGUACGAAUCUACAUCGGAUCAACCAAGAAACACAAUUCUUCCUGGCUCCUCCAUGAGUCGGUCCUCUGCUACCACUGUCCCUACUUCAAGUCGGUCUUCCGCGGCAAUUUCCUCGAAUCUACAACCAAGGAAAGCCACCUCCCCGACGACGACCCCCUUACCUUCAGCUACGUAGUCAACUACCUCUACGGCUCUCUCCUCAAGUGCGACUGCCACCUCAAAUCCACAAGCCACUACCCUCACAGAGUUACGUGGAUCAAGGUCUUUAUCCUCGCCAACAAACUCCUCAUGUAUAAUCUCGAGAAUGCUGCGUUGAGGAGAUACCAAGAUUGCCAUGCUUUAGGAAAGCCCCUUCCAUCCAUCUCCGAAAUUGAGGAAAUCUACAAUGAACACACGCCGCCUGGUUGCUAUUUGAGAGACUACGUUGAACUUAGGUUUUCGCGGGUGUUUUUUGAAGACUGGGAUAAUCACAAGGUGGCUUGGAUGCAGGUGGUCACGUCGAAUGAGGAGCUGUUGGAGGCUGUGAUGCAGAGAAUUAGGAGUCAUCAGCAACUGGGAAAUUAUACGAGCUGUAGAUACAAAAAAUGCAACGUGCAUUGGGUUAUGGCAGUGUAG